Molecule: messenger RNA, 465 nt
Organism: Microplitis demolitor
Lineage: Eukaryota; Metazoa; Arthropoda; Insecta; Hymenoptera; Braconidae
Exons: 1
Coding region: 1-465 (154 amino acids)
Source: RefSeq, a predicted model, not a curated record
AUGCUAGAAGAAUUGUUAAAUACUUAUAAUAAUACUAAACAUCGGACAAUUAAAAUGAAACCUGUUGAUGUAAAUGUUGCUAAUGAAAAAGAACUGUUUAAAAAUAUAUACAAAUCUCUUCAAAGGCAGCAGCAGCGAGUACGAAAAUCCAAGUUUAAAGUUGGAGAUAAAGUUCGAAUUAGCAAACACAAACAUGUGUUUGAGAAAGGUUACACAGCUAACUGGACAACAGAGAUUUUCACUAUAAAAUCUGUACAAAAUACGGUACCUAUGACCUACAGACUUGUAGACUAUCAGGAUCAGCCUAUAGAAGGUGGAUUCUACGAUGAAGAACUCAGCAAAGUUAAAUAUCCGGAUGUUUACCUAGUAGAAAAAGUUAUAAAAACACGUGGAAAUAAAUUACAUGUAAAGUGGCUCGGCUUUGAUAACUCUCACAAUAGCUGGAUAAAUAAAUAUGAUCUGUAA